Messenger RNA from Helicoverpa armigera (cotton bollworm), 5051 nucleotides. RefSeq names its product tigger transposable element-derived protein 4. The record is from RefSeq and is a predicted model, not a curated record. Gene Ontology annotation, molecular function: DNA binding. The transcript has 5 exons. Lineage: Eukaryota; Metazoa; Arthropoda; Insecta; Lepidoptera; Noctuidae. Gene Ontology annotation, cellular component: nucleus. Bases 127 to 2406 code for a protein of 759 amino acids.
UGGAAAAUGGCGUCUCCGAUGUUAUGCGAUGUUUAUUUUUAUUUAUAUCCGUAAAAACUCGAGUUAUACCACUACAAUAAUGAUAAUAUUUGUGUAGUACCAGCAAUAAGUAACGUGUGUACCGCCAUGGCUACUACUUCAGAGGUUCCGGCUUCGACUUAUAUCGAUAGUUCGUCCGACGACGAGUGUUUAUCUUUAGUGAAACGAAAAGCUGAAAUCGCUGAAGAAAGUAAUAAAAACUGUAAAUAUGAGGAGGAUAGUGAUGAUGAUCCUAUCAUGGCCGGGGUCCUGGUGACCGUGGAAGUCGAGGAAAUGGACGAGGACUGUCCUUUAGAGUUCAACAAAAAUGACAGACUCAAAAAACCAAAAAGAAGAAAAAAGUCAAAAGAAAUUGAGAAGAAAGUGAAAAAGUCUAGAAGAUUCCGAUGUACUGCUUGUGAUGCUGAGUUUAACACUUCUGCUGACCUCAAAACUCAUGGGCUUGAACAUCAGGUUAAAACAAGACACAAAUGCGAGAUAUGCGGUCGCUACUUCAAGAAGGCGUUCAGCUUACGGAUGCACUCCAAGGUGCACAUGGAGAAGGCGGCUCCACAGUGUCCUCUGUGCGGUCUCAAGUUUAAUAAUAAGAAUUAUUUGGCUAGACACAUGUCGACGCACGAAAGAACAGAGGAAUGUGAGAUAUGUCAGGCUAAGUUUCAUACAAAAUCUCAGCUCAAGAACCAUACGAAACAGGCGCAUUCUAAGAGAAAAUUAGUACCGGAGACUACAACGAAACCAGUCCACAGUCGAGAAACAAACCAAACUUCCUCAGCGGACGGAGAAAACACACAAUCAGACAACGAUUUAAAAACUACAGAAGAACCGCCAUUUUUAUACAACCAGUACGAAAAUCUAAAACGCGAGGAUCUUAACCAUUCUACUCAAUGUGCAAUAGUCAGCAAAAUGCAUAAAGGACGAUCAGUUUCUGAUGUUUGUAGACUAUAUAAACUAACACCGGAGAUAGUCAACGAAAUUUGGGAAGACAGAGAAAAGUAUGCACUACCCAAAAAGGUAGGUAAAAGGACAACUAGGUAUAUGAAUAGUGUUUUAGAUACAAGAAUAGUUGACUGGUUUCAUAGCCAAAGGGCCAAUGAUGUACAAGUUUCAGGUAAAAUGUUACAAGAUAUAGCGGAGUCCUUUGCCAAAGAAAGCGGUUUUGUAGCUUUUAAUGGCAGCAAGAAAUGGUUAGACAGGUUUAAAAAAAGAUAUAAUAUAAGUCUUAGGGGUACCCCUUGUAAGAGGGAUUAUCAUAAUCAGAUGGAGUCGAAGUGGAAGAAUCAUUUUUUUAGAGAGCAAUGGAGCGAUGCUAGGUUAGGGAUACCGGAUGAAGAUAUUUAUACAGCUGACGAAUUUGGCUUUUACUACAAUCCUUCAAAAGGUAGAAUAAAAAAGUUAGCAGGCAAAAAGUAUAUACAAGGCUACGUCAAAGAUAGGUUAUCUGUGUUCCUCUGCGCAAACAUGCCAGGGACAGAUAAAAAAAAAUUGCUAGUCUGUGGCACGGAAGAUCCGCUCUUACAUUCGUUCAGAAAUCCAGACACUUUACCUGUUACUUAUAUUAGGCAUUCACAAGCCCAUUUCACGACGCAAAUGUUUGAAGAAUAUGUUAAAUUUUGGAAUAGGGAACUUAAAUUAAAAAAUCGGAAGGCAAUAUUAGUGUUAGACAGAGCAACUAUACAUUCUAAACUUCAGUUGUCACAUCUAAAAUUAGUUUUCGUACCCUGGAAAGCUUCUAACGGCUUAAUACCUAUGAAAAAUGGAGUUUCGGCGAAAUUUCGAGAAGAAUUUCGGAGAUUAAUAUUAGAAGAAAAAGCUAUGAAUGUUCUUAGAGGCGUUGAUAGGAAUUUAACUUGCUUAGAGGCUCUAAGUAUGCUAGAAAAGGCUUGGGAAAGAACGCCACCGAAAGCUAUUACAAAAAGUUUUAUAGACACCGGAUAUGACGUGUCGGUACCAGAAACUGUCGGUUCAAUAGACAAACCGAAAGUUUGUGAAAAUGACGAGGAAAUAUUAGCAAAUAUGUUAAAAGAUUAUGAUGUUGAAUCUUAUUUUACUAAUUUAAGCAAUUUAGAUCAGUAUUUGACAGUUGAUGAAGAAUUAGUUACGGGUCAAGGGACUAACGGAUCGGUUUUUGGCGGGAAUCAUAAAGUGACAGAUGUCAUAAAUGGCGCGGAGAAAGAAAAGGAGGAUUUAAUGCCUCUAGCCACAGAUAAGCCAGAGUCAGAUGAAAAGGAGGUUCUAGUUAAAAAGUCUAGGGCGUUACAAGAUUUGGAUAUAGUGAGAAAAUAUUUGCAAUCGAAUGCUACAUCUUAUGAUACGUUUUGUUGUUUCAUGGAAAUUGAGAAGUUCGUCAUGCAAACUGUUAUUGGUUGAUGUUUAGUUAUUUUUAACCGACUUCUGAAAAACGAGGUUCUGUCAAAAAGUCUGUUUUUUUAAGUAAAAUUAACAAUGGUACAAAGAAAUCUAUGGAUCAUGUAAUUUUUUAAAUCUAUUGUUUUUGCUUAGGCGUAGUUUUAAAGUGGUUUUUGCCGCUAAAGUUGUAAGAAAUAAAGUCAAAAUUAAUAAAUUUUUGGGCUUAUACUAAAAAGCUUUUUUAGACCUAGUCAAAUUGAUAAUCUAGUUCUACAUAAAAAUUGGUACGAGUUACCUAAAUUUUUUUUCAUGAAAUAUUGAAAAAUCUCUUUCCUUCUCCCUCUCUUUUUUUAAGGGAAUUGAGAAUAAAUUACGUACCUACAUAAUUAUUAUGUAUAAAUUAAUAUUGGAUCUCACUUUCUUUGUCCAAUCUUCUUCUUUGAGAGUCGAUGGCAAUCAAUUUUAGGGGCCCAGAUUUUCGCCAUGCCCAAUCUGGUCUAUGAAAGGAUAUAUCUUAUCUAGGGGAAAAAAUUACGGCCAGGUAGCACGCUUUAUUGAAGUUUUUAUAAAGCCCUCUUAAUUUUUCAAUAUUUUUCCUUGUACAUUUGAAAAAUUUGCAUCCUCUUUUUUAUUCAAGUAGGUAUCUUGAAAUUACAGUCACAUCCAAGGUACGAUCCAGGAUACAAAGUUUGUAUUUUUAGUUUGAAAUUCCAGUAGCCUAUAAUUCCCCAAAUAAAAAUACAAAGGUAUACUCAAAUGGAGUAAAAAGGUAAUUCAAUAUUAUAUAGUUUCAAAAACUUUUGGGUCAUUAAGUCCCAAAAAAAAGUAUGUUUCCUCAAAAUAUUGUAAUUAAGAGUUUAAUUAGCAAUAUUGAAUUUUAUCAACGAAUCUAGCUUUUACAGAUUUUGAAAAUUUUAUACAUUUUUGUCGAAGGUACCUAGUAAAUACAGUUUUGAUGGUAAAAUUAGAUAGUUCACUUUAUAGAUGGCGCUACUAAAAAUAUAAUUUGAUUAGGUAACGCAAAUAUUAACGGAAUUGUUCAAAAGUGUUACCGCGGCGCUGGUACAUAAAGGGCUUAAGAAAGAACAUGAUGGGUUUUAGUCAGUAAGAGUCUGACACUCACGCUGCACCCACAGCGGGGGCAUUUGAUGAUUUCCCAUAAAAAAGUAUCUUGUUCAUUUAUGUAUUUAUUGAAGUGGUAAACUGUUUGACGCAUGGAUCAGCAUUUUCGGCAUACAAUGGUUUAAAAGUGGCGCCAUCUAUAGUAAAAAUGUCUACUUCCUUAUAACGGUUGUCUAAGCUAAAAUAAUGCGGAAGCUGCCAAAUGAACAAACGCACACAUAAGCAAAACAAUAAUGCACGUAAGUCUGACACCAGUCUAACCAAGGUGUAUUGGGUUGCCCGGGUAACUGGGCUGAGGAGGUCAGACAGGCAGUCGCUCCUUGUAAAGCACUGUUACUCAGCUGCAUGCGGUUAGACUGGAAGCCGACCCCAACAUAGUUGGGAAAGGGAUCGGAAGAUGAUGAUUCGUUUGUUUGUGUGCUUAAAUGCGGUAGCGGGGUGCAUCAUUUCAGCUCAGACAAUCUCAACUUUAUAUCUUUAAUCUUGCCUUUUUUGUUAUAUAAGAAAGUUUAUAUGUAUAUACAUAGCGAGAUUUAUUAUUAUAUUAAGCAAAGGAUUUUUUUUGUAUAUAAUAUUUUUUUCAUAUAAGAGAAAUUCCAGUUGUAUAGUUAUUGAUAUUCGAAUGGUUUAUAGCUUUUGGAAGUGAAGCCAUUCAAUGAAAUGCAAAUAAUAUGUAUAUACCGAGGUCGCCGGAAGACCCUGGAUGCAGGUCGCCUCCAACAGGUAUCUGUGGAGAUUUAAGGGGAGGCCUAUGUUCAGCAGUGGACGUCCUAUGGCUGAGAUAAUGAUGAAAUAAUAUUUUAAAAACUAGUUUCGGCCAGUGGUCGCAGUCGCUUCCUAAGGGAACUAAUUCCUGAUCCCGGAUGAAAAGUUUUUAUAAGUUAUUCUGAUGUGUAAGAUAUACUACUGCCAAGUUUCAGAUAAAUCCACGCAGUUUUUUUUUCGUUAAAGAGUCCCAAAUAUCCAUGCUUUUACCCAUGAGUGGGAAGUUGUUCCCAGAACAAAAGUAGUUAUUAUACGUUAUUUUGACCUGUACACUAUAUUACUGCUAAGUUUCACGAAAAUCCUUUCAGUAUUUUUUGCGUUAUAGAGUAACAAAUAUACAUAAUCCAGCUUUUCAUCCUUGUGAGGGAAGUAGGUCCCGAGAUGUGACUGAAACCGCGGGCGUUAGCUAGUUUUUAAUAUUAAUAUGAUUUGCAUUACAUUGAAUAGCUUAUUGGGUGCUGCCAGACUAGAUUUUUCUUGUAUAUAAAUAAAUAAAAAAUAUUUUAUAAGAAAUUGUUGAUUUAUCUGUUAAAUUGUUAUAUGUUUAAAAACUUUAUAUUCUGAAUUAAUAAAUACAUAUAAUUAUGUUAGUAUAUUUCAGCCAUUACUUAGUUCUGUGAAUAUUAUUAUUAUAAGGCUUUUUUUCUAGUCUGGCAAUACUGCGGAGGUGCAAUUUAGCUUGUAUAUGGCAAUCUAAGAGUCAGGAGUUAUUGUAGUCUGUUAAAACUGUUAUUUCUUAUAAAAUAUUUUAAGAAUAAAUGAAUUUAGGUGUCAAGUCU